AUGAGUUACAGCACAUCCUCAGUGCAUAAUUUGUACCACAGCAGCACUACCACCUCUGAACCUGAUCCAGGGACAACUGUGGAUGGGACUGUACCAGAAACUGCUACCAUAAGCCCUGAGACCACCAGCUUUAACAGCACCAAAAUCCCUGAUGUGGCCAGCAGUGGGCCUGGCAUGGGCACAAUGCUGCUGUCAUUUGGAAUCAUUACAGUGAUUGGGUUGGCUGUAGCUAUGGUUCUGUACAUCAGGAAGAGAAAGAGGUUAGAGAAGCUGCGGCACCAACUCAUGCCCAUGUACAACUUUGACCCCACGGAAGAACAGGAUGAGCUGGAGCAAGAGCUACUGGAGCACGGGCGAGAUGCUGCAUCUUUGCAGGCCUCACAGAGCAAGAUUCUUCUGACAAACCAAGGAGCCCUCCAGAGACCCAGCCGUCUUGUGUUUACAGAUGUUGCUAACGCCAUCAAUGCAUGAACAAUAACGGCCCCUGCUUUGGAAUUGUGCUGAGAUUGGACAGGAUAUAGCCAAAGAACCAACCAAUUAAGAACUUACUACAAGUAUGGGUGACAUCACUGAGCCCAGCUGAUUGCCCUAUUGGCUUGUGUUGCACCUGGGGAGAAAGUGCAGGGCACUGAACCCACUUCAGGAAGCAAGUACUUGGUGGUGGCUGCAGCAGUUGUUGAUGCAUCCGUUGCCCCUUGAAAGUCCUGAACUGCCAUGCCCAGAUUUCAGGGGUGAUGGCAGUAGGCACUCUCUAAGUUGUGUGCUAAUGGAAAUGCAAACGUUCAGAGAUGGAUUGGUCUCUGAACAAAUGAAUUUGAAAUGAAUACAGGGGCAGUGGGGAGGGGUGUAUAUGUUCAGAAGGGUUCUCCCAUUGGCUUUGUGCCAUAACAUCCCCGGAAGAGUCCUGCAGUAUGACACUAGCAUCUCCCCACCAGUGGCCUGCAGAGGCAGCAGCUUUCACAGACGCUUGAGGGAAGGCAAAGUCCCCUUGAGCUGGAAGCUAGGGCAGCCUGCUAGACAGCAUCCAUGAGCAUGCAAUACUAUCUCCAGGGGUGAAUAUUAUCCCCCUUGCUUUUAGCACCACCCUUGUGCCAGGUGGGUUAUUCAUAAACAUAUACAGAGGGUGGUGUCAAAGACUUUCAGCCUGGGCAUUACUGGCUAUAAAGGUGAACUGAGGGCUUUGGAAAAAUAACUGAUUGAACCAUUUUCUCUUUUGACAUUUAAUCAAUGUCCUAAAUCAGUGAUGCAGCAAGGGUGCAGGGGGACCCAUUCAGCUUCUAGAGGCCAAGAGCUCUUAUAUCAGCCUGCAAAACCACCUGUUGCUGAGACAGUGAUUGAUACACCAUAGGGCAGUUGCGGGGAAGGGGCACUAGGUCAGCUGCUGCAGGCUUCACAUUUGUGGACAGGCACAAAUAUAACGACCACAGAAGUGGCAGCUGAAUGCACCACUGCAAUCUGCACUGCAGCAGCCUGAGUGCUGCCCUGUGCAUUGCAAGUGCCCUGGGCACCAGCCUUCCCUGCUAAGCUUGUGUUGAUGCUGAAACACCACAGUGCCUGAAUGAUUAACAUGGAUGCUGAUAUUAUCCCAUCCACUCCUCUACUUUGGCUGAGAAAAGCCCCAUCAAAGCCAAGUCUUGAUGGGGGAACAGAAUCCUUUUUUGAGGAGAAAUAUAGGUACAUAGGCUUAAAAUUAAACAUCAAUACACCUCCAUCAGUAGUUACUGGAAAUCUAAGCAUUAUUUAUGUACCCACCAGAAGCUGCAUUUAAGGUUCUGUGCUUCUGGUACUGAAGCAGGCGACUCUCUGCCAUGUGUCCAGCAGACUACUCCUCUUUAAGAAAUGGCACUGCAUCCACGGAUGCAGAAGUGCAAGUUUAGACUUGGGUCUUGGUGGGCAAAACAGUCUUUCAGUUCACCUUUAAUGCUGAAGCACCUCUCCUGCUGCAGUGCCUUCAACUGAUACCAGAAGGGAAGAAUGCCAAACAUGGAACCUAUGGGCUGUCAUGGAUCAUGGUACAGCUAUGCUGCUUUAGCCACCUUAGCUUUGGGUAGUACAGACUGGGUGAUCUCAUACGCAAAGCCUUCUGGCAGUCACCAAGAGGAAGUGCAGUUAGACAAGCAGCCAGUAGGGGAAUGCCAGCAGUGAGUGGCAGGCCAUGUAUGGUGUUGCAAUAGUUUUACAGAGGUCUGUGUAGAGGAAUACCAUAUCUCUGAAGCAUGGCUAUUUGGCACAAGAUAGGGCUGUGCAAAGAAACCCCAGCUAGCUCUAAAUGAGUUAGUUUAGGUACUGGAGGCAGCAUGAGCCACACUGUACUGUAUCCUGGCUAAUUAACCCUUUACCCAUAUUCUCCAAGAUGUCCAAAUCUUACGGCAAUCACCCC
Alligator sinensis (Chinese alligator) is the source of this 2380-nucleotide messenger RNA. RefSeq names its product chromosome unknown C3orf18 homolog (gene CUNH3orf18). The transcript has 4 exons. The coding region runs from base 1 to 471 and encodes 156 amino acids. The record is from RefSeq and is a predicted model, not a curated record. NCBI's taxonomy places the organism in Eukaryota, Metazoa, Chordata, Crocodylia, Alligatoridae.